Molecule: messenger RNA, 1362 nt
Organism: Neopsephotus bourkii (Bourke's parrot)
Lineage: Eukaryota; Metazoa; Chordata; Aves; Psittaciformes; Psittacidae
Gene: DMC1
Product: DNA meiotic recombinase 1
Exons: 14
Coding region: 231-1268 (345 amino acids)
Biological process (GO): mitotic recombination; chromosome organization involved in meiotic cell cycle; reciprocal meiotic recombination
Cellular component (GO): condensed nuclear chromosome; nucleus
Molecular function (GO): ATP binding; single-stranded DNA binding; double-stranded DNA binding
Source: RefSeq, a predicted model, not a curated record
CCGGCGGGAAAGGUGCCGGGUUUGUCCCCUCAGGAGGCGGAAGGGGGACGGGAGCCGCAGCCUGCGCCGGUCUGUGGAGCUCAGGUCCCGGGCGCUGGUAACUGGAAUCCUCUGUGUCUUUGACGCAUUAACACACCAGCAACGGGCGGCCCCUCUGCUUGACAGGCAGAUUUUGUUCAUACCUAAAGAUUUUAGUAGGUAGUGAUCAGUACUUUAUAGCCUGUUCUUCCAUGAUGAAGGCCUUCGAGGAUCAAGUAGUCCAAGAAGAACCAGGAUACCAGGAUGAUGAGGAAUCCUUUUUCCAGGAUAUUGACCUGCUACAGAAGCAUGGAAUUAACGUAGCAGAUAUUAAGAAACUGAAGUCAGUUGGGAUCUGCACAAUCAAAGGAAUCCAGAUGACCACAAGACGGGCACUGUGCAAUGUAAAAGGGCUUUCGGAGGCCAAAGUGGACAAGAUUAAAGAAGCUGCAAACAAGCUUAUUGAACCAGGCUUCCUGACUGCCUCUGAGUACAGUGAAAAACGGAAGAUGGUAUUUCAUAUUACUACUGGCAGCCAGGAAUUUGAUAAACUCCUGGGUGGUGGGAUUGAAAGUAUGGCAAUCACCGAAGCCUUUGGAGAGUUCCGGACAGGCAAAACCCAGCUAGCUCACACCCUUUGUGUUCUAUUUUGGAAUGGAGGUUUAUUAUUUUCAGAACAUGGUUUGUAUAAAGAGAAAUCCUUAACUUUGACUAACACCAGCAGACCAGACCGUCUCCGUGACAUUGCUGAUCGCUUCAGUCUUGACCAUGACGCAGUACUGGACAAUGUGUUGUAUGCACGUGCAUACACUAGUGAACAUCAGAUGGAAUUGCUUGACUAUGUAGCAGCCAAGUUCCAUGAGGAAGCUGAUAUUUUCAAGCUAUUGAUCAUUGACUCCAUAAUGGCACUUUUCCGUGUGGAUUUCAGUGGUCGUGGGGAGUUGGCUGAACGACAACAGAAACUCGCUCAGAUGCUGUCAAGGCUCCAAAAAAUAUCAGAAGAAUAUAAUGUGGCCGUGUUUGUGACCAACCAGAUGACUGCUGAUCCAGGAGCAACGAUGACCUUUCAGGCAGACCCAAAAAAGCCCAUUGGGGGCCAUAUCCUUGCUCAUGCUUCAACCACCAGGAUUAGCUUGAGAAAAGGGAGAGGGGAGCUGCGUAUUGCAAAGAUAUAUGACAGCCCUGAGAUGCCUGAAAAUGAAGCCACGUUUGCAAUAACUGCUGGAGGGAUUGGGGAUGCCAAAGAAUAGGCAGAAAAAAAUGAUGUAAGUGUACAGCUGAAAACAACAUGGGUAACUGUGGUGAACAUCCGUGUGAGGUCACCAACUGCCUGGCUGCAUUUCG